GGUCCUGCACCGUCUGCUCGGAUACUGACCCCAAACUCGAUCGUGCAAUUUCUACAGGCUCCACCACGUCUUCGUUGGCAGCAGACUCCCUGGGUCGCAAUGGCUCAAUGACGACGACAGCCACCAGCUACACUGAUACAUUGAACGACGGUUCAACUUCUACUUCUAAAGUCGGGCCAACAAUGCUCAGCAGGGAAGGGUCCUACGGGUUCCCAUCGGCAGGCCCUUCGACACUUAAAUACAGCCACGGUCACUCGAUUUCUGGCAGUGGCGGUUUCCAAGGUGGAAGCGUGGACUCGUUAGCGCGUGCCCGUCCGAGCGUGUACAGCGGUACACCUGGACCACCGCUUGGUGACCAGGAAGAAGAAGAAGACGACGAUUACUUUGACUCUGAGAGCGAUGAUCCAGAUCCAGAUAGGUUUGUUAACUUCAGCUUGCUAUCGCACUUGGCCGUCCGCUUGCGCGACAAGGUGCCUCGCGGUACCCACGUGAAAAGCAGCAUUCCUUACCCUCGUGCAUUCACGGGCAAGGACAUCGUCUCUACCAUCCAAAGCCAAAUCCAACGCGAGUUGCUGAUCAACCAUGGAGUUUCGACCACCGAUCGUCGCGCUGCCCUCCAGGUCGCUCGGAGUUUACAGCAGCAAUUAUUUUUCUACGAAGUCGAGUGGGGUCAGAAGCUGCUGCAAGAUGGUGUCGAGGACGUGUAUAUGUUCCUGGACGAUCUCGAGGGCAAUUCUGAUGCUCACCGAGAGAGGGAAGAGCUGCCAACAGCCGUCAUCACUUCACUCACUCGGUGCUAUGCGUCGGGUUGCAGUGAGGAUGACCCAUGUUAUUCGUUUGCUUGUCCACGUCGACAAGCAGGUCGAAUUGUUGAUUUGGGUCCCGUACCCGAGCCGGAAGUACAUCACCAAACCGAAGACUGGUUAAGUACGGUUGAUCCCGGCAUCCUUCACACUCUUCCAGAAAGUGAAAUUCAUCGUCAAACCAUCAUCUACAAAACUAUCACUCAGGAAGAGCAAUACGUCCAAGACCUGGACACUGUGGAGGCGCUGUUCAUUCGGCCGCUGCUAAAAGCAAGUCCUCCUGUCAUGCCGCCCAACAAGCUAGAUGAAUUUGUUGAAGAGGUUUUCGGAAACAUCUUGGAUCUUCGGGAAUGCAACAGGCGGCUGGUGGAAGCCAUGUACGUUCGGCAGCGUGAGCAAGCACCGAUUAUCCAGAGGAUCGGAGAUGUGUUUUUGGAGGCCGCGAGAGAGUUCCGGUUUGCGUAUCCGACAUAUGUCGGACAUCUGCCCCUCGCAGAAAAGCGUUUCAAAGACGAGAUCGAGUCCAACGCGGACCUUCGGCUGUUCCUCGAGGAGUGCUCGCGGCAAUCUAAGCAGCAGGAAUCUCGUCGACUGGACUUGAAACACUUCCUAUCGCGACCGUCUGAACAUCUGCAAAAGUACCCCAUUGCGUUGGAGGCGAUCAUGAAAGAGACAACUGAGGGCAACCCAGACGCAUACUACCUUGCGGAAGCCAUCGAAGCCAUCAGAAAUCUUCAGAACGUUGCACAACUCCGGACAUUCCAGACUGCAAUGGGCAAAGGCCCGACUGGGAAAUGGGAGUGGCACGAUAUGGUGUCCAAGGACGUUCGAGAGGGCCUCAGCAAGGCCGAGGCCAAGCGCCAGUCCAUUAUCUUUGAACUGAUCAAAGGCGAGAUGGCGUACGUUAGGGACCUCGAAAAUAUCGACUUGAUUUACGUCCAGGCCCUGCGAGAACUCGAUCCUCCCGUCAUUGCUCGUGACAGACUGAAUGGUUUUAUCACCGACGUCUUCCACAACUUUGCUGAGCUUCACUCGCAUCAUCGGAAGUUGCUCGACCAACUGCAUGAUAUACAGCGCGAUGAGCAUCCGGUGAUCAAGAGCAUUACAGCUCCUAUGUUCGACGCUGCUCUGAACUUCAGGGAUGCAUACAUGGAGUAUAUCCCCAACUACCCUAUCGCUGCAUAUCGCAUUGAUGACGAGAUGGCCAAUAACCUCGAUUUCAAAACGUUUGUUGAUCAUUGUAUACGGCAUCCGGAUGCCCACCGCCUGGACAUGAAAAGCUUCAUCAACCGCCCUAUCCCUCGAUUGUUGCGGUACGAACUGCUCUUGAAGGGCAUAAUGGACGAGACUCCUGCUAUCCACGAUGAUCAUGAAGCGAUCCCUCAAGUCUUGGAGAUCAUAAAGUCUUUGGGUAAGGAGACCGAGCCCGGGGUCCAAUCAGCAAAACAGAAGGUUCAGCUCUGGUGCUAUAACUCGAAUUUGCAAUUCAAACCCAACGAGUCUGUUGACAUGGACCUUUUGAAUGAAAACCGCUCUCUUAUUCACGCCGGCAAACUGCUGAGACAGCCCGACACCGGCUUCGAAUGGAACGGAUGGACUGAGCUUUUCGUGUUGCUGUUUGACAAUUACCUGGUCAUGACUAAGACCAAAGAAAAAGACGGCCUCACGAAAUAUAACGUUAACCGGAGACCCAUACCGCUCGACCUUCUUACUUUGGCCAGCUUCACAGAUCCCCCGACACAGCGCAGCACAAGCAUUCUACGUCUCGGCCUCGGUGGAGGAAACAAACACGUAGAAGGCGGACCCUCUCCAGGUGGCGGUACUUCCGACACUGCUAACGAUUCACGUCUUGUAUAUCCUUGCACCAUUCACUAUAACGGCAGGCUUGGUGGUUUGUAUACCCUCUUUACGGAGUCUCAGCAAGCGCGAGCGGAGUGGAAACAGAAAUUGGACGAGGCCAUCGGUUUGCGCAAGGUUGUUCAAGAGUCAAACAAAGUCUUUGAGCUGGAGCCUCUCAGUACAGACACCUUCCUGGUGCCAUCCAUAUCUUCAGCUGCUGUACCAUCUUGGAACCACGAGAAUUCCCUCACUGGCAAGGUUACUUGCUCUGUUCCGUUUACUACCGCUGAUGGUCGAGCAUUGGUGGCUAUUGGUUGUGCCGAAGGUGUUUGGAUAGGUUUUAGACAUGAUUCACGAUCUAUGCGCCGGGUAUUACAUUUAAAGAUGGUGACACAGUGUGCAAUGCUCGAAGAUUUCGGAAUGUUCCUCGUACUUGCAGACAAGGCCCUCUUUGCAUACCACAUCGAGGCUCUCGUUCCAUCGUCACCCCAGAGCGCUCAUACAUCUCAGACACCACAGAGGGUUAAUGGGACCAGAGAUGUUCACUUCUUUAGCGUCGGAAACCAAGGCGGACGAACACUAGUCAUAUACAUGAAGAAGAAAGGGCUCGACAGCGUCUUCCGUGUUUUGGAACCGGUGGUGGAAAAAAUUAAUGAAAGGAGCAAGGCACCUGCGUCGUUUACUUCUCGCUUUGGUAUACGGCCUGCACGUUCAGAGUGGUUCCGACUGUACAGGGAGUUCUUCCUGCCCUCGGAAUCUUUCGACCUGGUCUUCCUCAAGGCAAAGAUCGCGAUUCUUUGCACCAAGGGCUUCGAAAUCAUGGACCUAACUGAUUUUAAGAGUGUCACUAUUCCUCUGCGUGACGAAGGCUACGAGAGACUUGCAAAACGUGGGGAAUCUUGCCGGCCAAUGGGGAUGUUCCGUGUGGAAAAUGAAUUCCUUUUGUGCUAUGAUGGUCAGUUGUUUUGAUGUGAUCUUCAGCCAAUGCUGAUGAUAAGACCCUAGAAUUCGGUAUCUACGUCAACAAGCAUGGCGC
Molecule: messenger RNA, 3678 nt
Organism: Suillus clintonianus
Lineage: Eukaryota; Fungi; Basidiomycota; Agaricomycetes; Boletales; Suillaceae
Product: Rho family DH domain-containing guanine nucleotide exchange factor
Exons: 20
Coding region: 108-3611 (1167 amino acids)
Molecular function (GO): guanyl-nucleotide exchange factor activity
Source: RefSeq, a predicted model, not a curated record